Messenger RNA from Halichondria panicea, 1103 nucleotides. RefSeq names its product membrane progestin receptor gamma-A-like. Lineage: Eukaryota; Metazoa; Porifera; Demospongiae; Suberitida; Halichondriidae. Gene Ontology annotation, molecular function: signaling receptor activity. The transcript has a single exon. The record is from RefSeq and is a predicted model, not a curated record. The coding region runs from base 24 to 1022 and encodes 332 amino acids. Gene Ontology annotation, cellular component: membrane.
CAUAGUCUUCAAUCUAUGGCACAAUGAAACAACAAGCUCACAUGAGCAGCAGGACCUUCACAGUUGAUCUAGUUCCUGAGCAGUACAAGGAACGAUAUCUAACAAGAGGCUAUAGACAACCAUACUCAUCCUUCCUAGACUGUCUAGUCAGUUUAUUCCGACUCAAUAACGAGACACUGAACGUGUGGACACAUCUCAUUCCACUCAUCAUCAUUGUGGUAUAUUUCAGACAAACUUUUCCGAGUGAAGUAUGGCCUCCAUCAAACAUCUCCCCGUACCAUUACCCUCUACUAGCACAUGAGAUGUCCACGAUGGUUACUCUCACAGGUUCCGUCAUUGCACAUACAUUCAACUGUAUGAACCCUAGAAUCAGACAUAUCUGCUUCUACGUGGACUACACAGCAAUGGCUAUGUUCUUCAUGGGUGGUGCUUGUGCUUCAUUCUACUACAUGCGACCAUUGGACAACGUACUGUUCAGUAUGCCCAAUAUUUACAUGGGCCUGACCUCAAUGAGCGGAAUUGUGACUGUCUAUCUAUGCUCUGCCUCUAGACACAAAUGGGAUAGCUCAAAAUAUCUCAUACAAACACUUGCUUUUGGUCUAACUUUCCUAACAGGAAGUUUUCCCUCCUAUUAUCGGCUGGUGAGCUGCCUUAUUAGCGGGCAAAAGUGGACACCAUCAAUGAUGUAUCUCGCACUAGGAUCAUUCACAUAUCUGGUGGCCGCUGUACUCAAUGCAAUCAGAUUCCCUGAAAGUCAUCAUGGGGGCACUUUUGACAUCUGUGGUCACAGUCACCAAUGGAUGCAUGUUCUCACGAGCGUGGGUACAAUGUUCCAUAUCAUUGCAUUCGAAUCUGAGCUAGAAACACGAUCAGACGAGUUGGAAACGCUUCUACAAGGAGUCACAUUUCUCUCUACGCUAGGUUGGACCCUUGUCACGCUAAUGGUGGCAUCCAUUGUUACUAUCUCAUUUGGCUCUAAUCUAACAGUCGAUGGACACUUAAAAAAUAAGAAACAAGACUAAUCAAUUUAUUACCAUUUUAUUACGUUAUUACACUAGUAGAGCUAUAGAACUUUCAUAACGAGCCUCUUAUUUUAUCACACA